AUGGGGCUAUCCGCCGGCACCCACCACCGUCGGCGAAGCUCCAUGCUUGCCGGGACAGGGCGAGCCUCACAACCGGUUUUUGCAGAGCGCAGAGAUGAAUCUCAUAGAUUGCAUGACGGAGGAAUCCAUCGGGAGGAACAAGAGACUUUGAUCGCUGAAGGGGACAAUGCAUCCGAUAUCUCGUCCGCCGCAGAGAGUCUGGAGCUGGAUCCAAUGAGUUCGGAUGACGACCAAUAUGACGAAGAAACCGGACUCACGACACAUCAAAAACGUCAGCGACGUCGAAGGCGAAAGCAGCGCCGCAAGCUGGAUGCUCGAAUUGCAGAUGUCAAGGGCCAUGGUAGCAUUCGCGAGAUCUUAUCAGACCGCAACAUUGUCAAGAGGCUACUGAUCAACGGCGGACUGAUUUUGAUGUGGUAUUUCUUCUCACUGUCAAUCUCAAUAUACAACAAAUGGAUGUUCUCCGAGAACGAUAUCGUCUUCCCUUUCCCUCUUUUCACAACGAGCUUGCAUAUGGCCGUCCAAUUCUCUUUCGCUUCUUUGAUCCUCUGGAUCUUCCCAUCGCUUCGCCCGCAACAGCCGACGGUGUCUGCGUCGACAUCCCCCAUCGACGGUCCCGACAGGCCACCACCCCUCGUUUCCAAACUGUUUUACUUCACUCGCCUCGUUCCGUGCGGCACAGCGACCUCGCUUGACGUUGGCCUUGGAAACAUGUCCUUGAAGUUCAUCUCUCUUACGUUUUUGACCAUGUGCAAAUCAUCCGCCCUUGCCUUCGUCCUCUUAUUCGCCUUCUUAUUCCGCCUCGAAACACCCUCCCUUAAACUUAUCAUCAUCAUCGCCACAAUGACAAUUGGAGUCGUGAUGAUGGUUGCUGGCGAGACAGCCUUCAAUGCGCUUGGCUUCGCACUCGUCAUUGCGUCUGCAUUCUUUUCGGGCUUCCGUUGGGGUUUGACGCAGAUUCUUUUGCUUCGACACCCGGCUACUUCAAAUCCUUUUUCAACACUCUUUCUCCUUACGCCUGUCAUGUUCAUUUCUCUUAUCGUCAUCGCGCUAUCCAUCGAGGGUCCUUAUGAAAUCUACAACGGGUACCUCGCGCUCGCAGCCAAGCAUGGAGAAUUAUUCGGCGCUUUUCUUUUAAUUUUCCCUGGAGUGCUUGCAUUCUGCAUGAUAUCAGCUGAAUUUGCGCUUUUGAAGCGUUCCUCUGUUGUCACAUUGAGUAUCUGUGGUAUCUUCAAAGAGGUAGUCACAAUCAGCGCAGCCGGCAUUAUCUUCCACGAUAAGCUCACGGCAGUCAAUUUGACUGGGUUGGCCGUUACAAUCUGCAGCAUUGGAGCGUAUAACUACAUGAAAAUCUCCGGCAUGCGCAGCGAAUCACCAGACGAGUCCUGGAGUCGCGAGUCGAGUCCUACCUCCGAAACCGACGAUACGGAGCAUAGCAGUGGCGAGCCAGGGGACUACCGCCGAGUUGCCCCUCAAGACUCCAGCAUUGUUAGCCCCGCACCAGGUGGUCACCUUGUCGAUGAUCACCCGUCGGCCGGUGAGCAACCGCGCUCCUUCCGGGUACGCGCUAGUGGCUCGAGGCGCGGACUUUCGAUUUCCACCACCACCAUUCCAGAAGAUGAUGGACCCAAUUCCCCCAUCAAAUCAGCACCUCCCACUAUCACUACAAUGGCCGAGGCCGGGUUUCUCCUUGGGCCUGAUCUUGAAGCGGCACCGGGCGUGCAGUCAAGCUCCGCUUCGCCCAUUCGGAACCAAAAAAUUGUCUAA
Messenger RNA from Penicillium bovifimosum, 1767 nucleotides. RefSeq names its product putative nucleotide-sugar transporter. Gene Ontology annotation, molecular function: antiporter activity. The transcript is spliced from 2 exons. Gene Ontology annotation, biological process: UDP-glucose transmembrane transport. Gene Ontology annotation, cellular component: endoplasmic reticulum-Golgi intermediate compartment; Golgi apparatus; cis-Golgi network. The coding region runs from base 1 to 1767 and encodes 588 amino acids. The record is from RefSeq and is a predicted model, not a curated record. Lineage: Eukaryota; Fungi; Ascomycota; Eurotiomycetes; Eurotiales; Aspergillaceae.